Molecule: messenger RNA, 1617 nt
Organism: Sclerotinia sclerotiorum 1980 UF-70
Lineage: Eukaryota; Fungi; Ascomycota; Leotiomycetes; Helotiales; Sclerotiniaceae
Exons: 3
Coding region: 1-1617 (538 amino acids)
Molecular function (GO): NADP binding; flavin adenine dinucleotide binding; N,N-dimethylaniline monooxygenase activity
Source: RefSeq, a predicted model, not a curated record
AUGGCCAGCAACAGCAAAGGGCUACCAGUUGUGAUUAUUGGAGCCGGAAUUUCAGGUAUAUGUAUGGCAGUCGACCUAAUACGCCGUAAUGGAAGUCGAAACUUCAUAAUACUUGAAAAGUCAGGUGAUGCUGGAGGUACCUGGAAUGACAAUCGUUAUCCUGGAUGUUGCGCUGAUGAUUGGAUGUGCACUUACCCCACACAAAGAGAGAUCCACGCGUAUCUGAUCAGCACGGUUCGGCGAUGGGAUCUUUUCAAGCACAUCGUUUUCAAUACUACUGUUGAAAGUGCGGAAUGGAGUGAUACCGAGAAGGCAUGGCGGGUUGUAGUUACGUCUACAGGCAAUGGUGAGAAAGAGGAGUGCCAUCAAGACACGAUCAUUACUCCAUUUCUCGUGUCAGCCGUGGGGCAGCUCAGCAUACCAUCCAUCCCCGAUAUAGCUGGGCUUGACGAUUUCAAAGGAAAAGUCAUGCAUUCUUCAAGAUGGGACGAAAGUCAGGAACUCAAAGGCAAAAGAAUUGCAAUCUUUGGGAACGGAGCAACAGGCAUUCAGAUGAUUCCAGAGAUUGCGAAACUCGCAUCGCACCUAACAGUCUUCCAGCGUACACCAAACUGGGUCUUACCAAGAAACAACCAAAAUAUGUCCCUCGCUCAAAGGUUGGUAUAUAAAUUCUUUCCUCAUUUCCGCGAGCGCUAUCGACAAAGAUUGAUGGUAUCUCAAGACCAGGUACAUGAUAUGAUUAUCAAGCCAGAAGUUGGCGAAUUUGUGAAGAGUUUAAGCCUGGAUAUGAUGAAACGUCAAAUUCCGGACAAUGAAGUUCUGCGCGAAAAGCUAACACCUAACUAUCCCUAUGGAUGCAAAAGGGUCAUAUUGAGCGAUGAAUUUUUUCCAGCCAUGAAUCAAGCACAUAUUGAAUUGGAGACUAGGCCAGUGGAUCGCGUUACUGAAGGAGGCAUCAUCAUCGAUGGCGAAGAAACUGAUUUUGAUCUCUUGAUUCUAGCCACAGGAUUCCGCACAACAGAAUUCAUGCACGGCAUCAAUAUCACAGGCGCUGAUGGGCGAGAUAUCAGAGAGAUAUGGCGUCAAGGUGGUCGCGCCUACCUUGGAAUGACAGUGGAAUCCCUUCCGAAUUUUGCCAUGCUUUAUGGGCCCAACACAAACCUUAGCCAUUCUUCCGUGCUUCUAAUGAUCGAGUCACAGGCUCGGUAUAUUAGCGCGAUGAUCGAAGUCGUUCAGUCUACCGUCUCAAGUUCUGAAAAUAUCGUCUUUACAGUGAAAAAGGAGAGAGUGGAAGCUUUCAAUCAGGAGCUGCAGCAACGACUUCACGAGACUGUUUUUGCGCAUCCGGGCUGUACCAGCUGGUACAAAACGAAAGAAAACAUUGUCACUAAUAACUGGCCUGAAAGAGCAGCGAAAUAUCAGCAGAUGCUGAUGGUUUUAGAUUGGAACGAUUAUGAAAUUUCGGGAACUUGGCCUAAGGGUUGCUCAAAGACAGAUAUCAAACAUUUUGGACUUCCAAUUGAGGAGGAACUGAAAACUCGAUUCCAACCCAGAUAUAUCCUUGGAAUAUUAGGAAUUUCUAGUAUUUGUAUGGUUAUUUGGAGGUAUAGACACUAA